Molecule: messenger RNA, 995 nt
Organism: Triplophysa dalaica
Lineage: Eukaryota; Metazoa; Chordata; Actinopteri; Cypriniformes; Nemacheilidae
Gene: nol7
Product: nucleolar protein 7
Exons: 9
Coding region: 152-745 (197 amino acids)
Cellular component (GO): nucleus
Molecular function (GO): RNA binding
Source: RefSeq, a predicted model, not a curated record
UGUGUUUAUGCCUGUGCUGUGGUCAUAUUCAACGGUACGACCCUCCCACUGUAACGGAGCGAGACAGGGCUGCACCGGCGGAGCUUCUGACGCGGGAUAGCCCAGGCAGGGUACCAUCGCCGACCAGCUUAAUUUUAAAGAGUCUUACAGAAUGUCGGAAUUAAUACAGACUCAGUUUGAGUCAAGUGAAGAUGAACUGCCCGAGGAGGUCGCAUUUGAUGAAUCCAAAAGUGCUGCGUUGAAAAGCUUAAAGGAUGCGCUGGAGUCAGAUAAAAGAGAAAAACUCUUAAUGAAGGAGAAAAGAAGGAAAAGACAGCAGCUUUUCCAAGAGCAAAAGAUAAAAAAGUGUCUUCCUGAAGAUGUUCUGGAAGAAUUUGAUACAUUACCUCAAAAACCGUCUAAAGCAUCUGACAACAACAAAGAUGAUGAAGAGACAGAUAAUGAGAGUGAGGACGAGGCCAUCUCCAAAAGUUUACAGGACAGCUACAGUGUGAUGAGGCUGAAGGAUAACUCAUCUGCCAGAUCACUGCAGCAACAUGCCUCGGAUUUCAUUCAAUCUCGCCUUUAUGGACCAGGAACCCAAAGAACAACUAAUUCUGAGCUUCUAUCCCUUAAUCGAAAAAGAGGUUUAAAUCAAGGUGCAGCUGUGGAGUUUGUAAAUAACAAAUUAGGGGCUGACCUUAAAGAAAAGGCAGAGAAGUCCAACAAAAGAUUUAGACACAAACAGAAACUGGUUCCUUCCUGAGAUUGUACACGGUUUACGAACUGCUUCUCGCAGAGAUCGUGUCCGAAGAACACUUCCAUCAAGUUUAACAAGAAUCUUUUAUCAGUUCAAUAUAAUCAUAUGAUUUAUUUCUGCACUGUGAUGAUUUCUCAUCAAACAAGCACAGCAGUUUAAGAUGAACACUUUUUGCUCAAUGAAAAGAUAAAACAAUUAUUUGUAUCUAGUAUACAAAUGUUUACUGUACUUCAAUAAAUGUAAACCAAUGUCAGGA